AUGUUGAUCAAUACAUUUGAGCAGCUAGAGCCUGAAUAUCUCCAACACUUGAGGAAACAAAUAGGGAACGUGUGGUCCGUAGGGCCCGUGCUCCCACCAAGUUCUUCUGGUAGGGCCUCCCGGGGAAAAAUGGCAGGAAUUGGUGAAGAGAAGUUGCUACAAUGGUUGGAAUCUCAGAACCCAAGCUCGGUUGUGUAUAUAUCCUUUGGAAGUCAAACCUUUUUAUCCGAAGAGCAAAGCAAGGCGUUAGCAUGUGGUCUGGAAACCAACGAGCAACCCUUCAUUUGGGCUAUCAAAGUGUCCCCAAAGAUAGAACCACUCUUAUCUGACACACCACUAGAUCUGUCUUGCACUUGUCUUCCCAAGGGCUUCCAUGAGCGCAUGAAGAAUAGAGGGCUGGUCAUAUGGGGUUGGGCACCACAACUUCUUAUUCUCUCACAUCCAUCUGUGGGUGCUUUCAUGAGCCACUACGGGUGGAAUUCUAUGCUUGAAAGCGUAAGUCUUGGAGUCCCGUUGGUUACAUGGCCCAUGUAUGCAAACCAACACUUCAAUUCGAAACUGGCAAUCAAAUUGGGGAUCAGAAUUCAAGUGUGCGAGAAUAGAGAUGGAAUUCCAGAGAAGCAACGAGUGGAGGAGGGUGUAAUACUUGUGAUGGGUAAAGGUGAGGGUAAAGAGAUGAAAAAAGAUGUAGAGAAGUUGAAGGACAUGGCCGGAAAAGCUAUUACAGAGGGAGGAUCUUCCACCGGGAAAUUAAAAGAUUUUGUGAAUGAGAUGUAUAAGUUUCACCUAGCAAGAAAGGGUGUAAAAUGA
Cryptomeria japonica (Japanese cedar) is the source of this 810-nucleotide messenger RNA. Its product is annotated as UDP-glycosyltransferase 73C7-like. Gene Ontology annotation, molecular function: UDP-glycosyltransferase activity. NCBI's taxonomy places the organism in Eukaryota, Viridiplantae, Streptophyta, Pinopsida, Cupressales, Cupressaceae. The transcript has a single exon. The coding region runs from base 1 to 810 and encodes 269 amino acids. The record is from RefSeq and is a predicted model, not a curated record.